AUGGGGCGCGGUCACGUGCACCAGACAAGCUUUCCGGGGGCCCCCGGGGGCCACUGGGCCAAUGCAGGUCCCCGCCUAUUGACUGACAGCACCCGGAACAUUGCGACCAAACUCUCAUUCAUCACAUCUGUCCUAUCGACAGCAUACGAGGCUUCAAGCAAGAUCGAUUCGCCUCCGAGCCUUAUCCUUGUCACAACGGCCAACGCGGCCGGACUGCAGAAGGGCACGAAAGACUCUGUCACGAAACCGCCGGUCAAGUCCCUCCAGUAUCCUUUCCUCAGCCGGGACAUAGGCAAGAUCACCUAUUUUCUGCCGGAGAAUGUAUCGAAGACAGUAGUAGAUCUCACUACCUUCCUUCUCACUGAUGAGAGAACAACCUUGGAUGAGAAUACCCUGCUCCUUGUUUACAAUAUUGGAAAUUCACAGGAUAGUAUACGGCUCUCCGCUAGCUGGGUGUCCGUCUCAGUUGCGACCACGGAUGUCGGCGAGUUACGGAGCCUGGCGGAUGAUGAUGGGGUGUACAGAGGGGGUCCGCAUCGGCCGCCAGGACAGGGCGCGAAGGGGCCCAGGAAGCAGUUCAACUGGAGUGGGUUCAACAUCAACCACAGCCCCGAGAGUACGAAAUACCUUGUAUUCGCCAUCGGCCAAGGCCCAACACCGCGAUUCUCGCUCAGCUUGGCUCUUUUAUAA
Messenger RNA from Penicillium paradoxum, 690 nucleotides. RefSeq lists its product as uncharacterized. The record is from RefSeq and is a predicted model, not a curated record. Lineage: Eukaryota; Fungi; Ascomycota; Eurotiomycetes; Eurotiales; Aspergillaceae. The transcript has 3 exons. The coding region runs from base 1 to 690 and encodes 229 amino acids.